AUGAGGGAGUGUGACUGGGUGUGCACGCACCUGUUGGGUGUGCUCGCUGUCUGCACUGCCAAUCGAUUCAGUGAGAAGGAGGGGCGUGGGGAGGCGCGGAGGGCAGCAUGGGCGCCCGAAAUUCCUGGCUCGAGUGAAAACGAUGCUAGCUUGGUUGGCACGACACAGACACCGCUCCACAUUGCGUCAUUGGCACAGAGAUGUGGUAGCUCUCAGUGCGCAGCCGUCGAUGGGUUUCCGGAGAUGCACCCUUCUUUUGACAGCAGUAGGACAACCGCCCAAACACCCGAUGCAGCGGGAGGAGUUUUGGAUAAAAUGAGAGGCCCGUCCGUCGGCUCUUGCACCCGCACACCUGGCUCGUGCUCCCUCUCGCCUGGCGAGUUGCUGAUUUUGAAUUUGGUCUGGGAGCGGCGGACUCAGGUCGAUCGCCUGUCAAUAAUGGCCGACGGACGGGAUUGCGACGCGACCAAAGAUGCACGCAGGGGCUGGAGGGCGCCACGACGAUGUGUUGAUGUAACAUAG
This is a messenger RNA of Ostreobium quekettii, 522 nucleotides long. NCBI's taxonomy places the organism in Eukaryota, Viridiplantae, Chlorophyta, Ulvophyceae, Bryopsidales, Ostreobiaceae. The record is from the annotation of a GenBank genome assembly.